GAAGGCGCGUGCACAGACUAAGAGAAACAAGGUUCACCCUGAAACCGACCUUAAAAAACACCGGCUCUUAGAAAUACUGUCGCGCUGUGCUAAUAAGCGGUUAAGAGUUAAAGAUGGUUGGCAGUGCUUCAACUGGUGAACAACGUGAGGAUUUUGGUCGUGAGAGUUUACAGCUGAACAAAGAUUUAGAGAAAAUGACAGAACAAAUGGAGAAUAUUUCAGUGCAUUUGACUUGGAUGGCUUACGAUACGGUCGUACUGCGUACUGACCCCCAGCUUGCAAAAUCCCUCAAGAGGUUGGAGGAUGAAUACCUUCGUUGUGAAGCUGUUAUACGCGGCUCCGCAGACAAGAAACAUGGAGAUGUCCACUCUGCCGUUUUAAACCAGAAGGCAGCCCAGGAGUAG
Messenger RNA from Colossoma macropomum (tambaqui), 404 nucleotides. It is a transcript of the gene syce3, whose product is annotated as synaptonemal complex central element protein 3. The record is from RefSeq and is a predicted model, not a curated record. NCBI's taxonomy places the organism in Eukaryota, Metazoa, Chordata, Actinopteri, Characiformes, Serrasalmidae. The transcript is spliced from 3 exons. Gene Ontology annotation, biological process: spermatogenesis; synaptonemal complex assembly; reciprocal meiotic recombination. The coding region runs from base 114 to 404 and encodes 96 amino acids.